UUAUUGAUAACGCCCGAUGAGCCAUCGAUCAGUCCCUAGGAUCAGUCCCUCAAAACGACAUGUUACUUGCUAUCUAGAAAAUAAAAAUCAUUGUUUUGGACACUUAUCGCGGAGAUUUCGGGCAAUAAAUAUAGAUUAAACAAUAAUAAAGUUUAUCUUUAAAUGUUUUUAAUUAAGGACUGAUUAGGAAAGGUGUAGUGUUGAUUGUUGCUAGUGAGUGUAUGAUGAGAAUGAUGGGGGAAGGUGAGAUGGGUUACGGGGACUACUACAACUAUGACAACAGCUGGUCCGUGGCCCCGCCGGACUACGUCGACCCCAACUACCAGCUGAGGCAGCAGCAGAUCGAAGAGGAUUACAGAUACAACUCUUAUGCGUUACUGGACAGCAUGAAGAUGCCUGGCCAACGGCCUGGGUUCCAGAUUUCGGACAUCCUGGGGCUGAACGAGGGCAAGGGCUUGGAGCCGCCGCCACCGGCGGGCCUAGGGCCCUGCUCCCUGGACUUGCCACCCUACGUGCCGCCGCAGCCUCAUUACUCUCAUGAGCUGUUGAGGCAUCAUCAGCCCUGGCUUGCUCUGGAUCAUCACGAUGGAAAUGGUAUCAUUGGCCAACAAGCGAGUCCUGAUAGCACGUCGCGAGCGUCUGAACUCUCUUACGUGGGAGUUUCGGCUUCUUCCCCGCCAAUAACUGAUCCCCGCGCCGACCACGACCACGAUAAUGACCAGGACCACGACAUCGAUCACGACGACGACCUCGACCAUGAGCAGUCGUCGAGUAGCCUCAACGACCCAAACUUGGCACAUAAGAAGCGCAAACGACGCGUAUUAUUCUCAAAGGCUCAAACUUAUGAAUUGGAAAGGAGAUUCCGUCAACAGAGGUACCUAUCAGCGCCGGAGAGGGAACAUUUGGCUAGUCUCAUUCGUCUAACGCCGACUCAAGUCAAGAUAUGGUUCCAGAAUCAUAGAUAUAAGACGAAACGAGCGGUGCAAGAGAAAGGUGCUCACGAUUUGAAUGUUGGGGGGUUGAACUCUCCGCGACGCGUGGCUGUGCCAGUCCUGGUGAAGGACGGACGGCCUUGCUUGGGCAAGCCGGACGGGCUGCCGCCGAUGGGGAUGUCCCUGCCGCCGUACCAGCCCAUGCAUCACCAGCCGCCCGUGUCCGGCCACGGGCCGCAAGCCAGCGGCUGUUGGUGGUGAUUCCCAGACACCAAACAAUCCAGUGGUUCACUAGUCGCUGUGGCGGUCGGCUCGCAAUGUCGCGAUAAGCAAUAAAAUUUUCCUAUAAUAGAUAUCGUUGAGUCAACCCGAUGAUUGUGAGCUCACCGCGACAUAUAUUGUAUACUUAGUUGCUAUAUUAUUGACUUACAAACGUAAGUCAUAGUUAAUGUUUUAGUUUUAAAAAUAGAUUUUUUCGGUUCUUAAGCAACUCGAAUACUAAAGUACUUAACUAGGGUACUUUUAAUAAGUGGUAUCUGGAGUUCCUAAUAUUUGUAUUUAAUAAAUAUCUAACUUAAAUGAGAAUCGAUGAAUCUUAAAAUUAUUGCGCCAAAUUAUUUGAAACAGUUCAAAUUUAGGCUUUCGAAUACAUUCCACUUCGUUUUGGAUAUUGUAAAUUAAUGUAUAAAGUAUUGACGAAAUUAGUUAAGUAAUUUUAUGAGAAAUGACCAGAUUUUAUCAGAAUGCAAUAUUUAGUCAUAAGAUGCAGUAUUAUCAUAGUCGAAUAUAGUUGUGUAGGAGAUACUAUUUAUAUUAUAUUCCAAAUACAAUUUUAUAUUAAACUUAGGUAAAGAAUGGUACUUAUAUGUAUAUAUCCUGUAUAUAUGAUAAGCCUGACAGAUGUGCGUGGAAAGUUACCACUUUUAUCAAUAUAAAUCCUGGCAGUAAUAAAUCUUUACAGUGGUUUAAUUCCAUGUGUAAAACUAUCUAGCGUGACAUUAUUCAUGCUUCAACUACUUUACUUAAAUACAUUCCUUUGACAUUCCAUGUUUCAGACACAAUGUUUGAUCAUUCAAGUAAAAAAUAAUUAUUUAAGGCUGUAAAAACGUGUUAUAUGUAAAUUAUUAUGAAAGUAUUAAAUUGAUUGAUUGCACUUCUUUGUUUUACUGCA
Plodia interpunctella (Indianmeal moth) is the source of this 2103-nucleotide messenger RNA. RefSeq names its product homeobox protein vnd. Bases 222 to 1193 code for a protein of 323 amino acids. Gene Ontology annotation, molecular function: RNA polymerase II cis-regulatory region sequence-specific DNA binding; DNA-binding transcription factor activity, RNA polymerase II-specific. The record is from RefSeq and is a predicted model, not a curated record. Gene Ontology annotation, cellular component: nucleus. Gene Ontology annotation, biological process: regulation of transcription by RNA polymerase II; cell differentiation. NCBI's taxonomy places the organism in Eukaryota, Metazoa, Arthropoda, Insecta, Lepidoptera, Pyralidae. The transcript has 3 exons.